This is a messenger RNA of Salvelinus sp. IW2-2015, 494 nucleotides long. Its product is annotated as ras-related protein Rab-40C. Lineage: Eukaryota; Metazoa; Chordata; Actinopteri; Salmoniformes; Salmonidae. Gene Ontology annotation, molecular function: GTPase activity; GTP binding. Gene Ontology annotation, cellular component: endosome; synaptic vesicle; plasma membrane. The record is from RefSeq and is a predicted model, not a curated record. Gene Ontology annotation, biological process: protein localization to plasma membrane.
GGCUGUCUGCUAUAAUCAUGUUUGUUUUCUCAGGGAUUGACUACAAGACUACCACAAUCCUGUUGGAUGGGAGAAGAGUCAAGUUAGAGUUGUGGGAUACGUCUGGACAGGGUCGAUUCUGCACAAUCUUCCGGUCAUAUUCACGUGGGGCACAGGGAAUCCUGCUAGUUUAUGAUAUCACAAAUGGCUGGUCGUUUGAUGGCAUUGACCGCUGGAUCCGGGAGAUCGAUGAGCAUGCCCCGGGGGUGCCCCGCAUCCUAGUAGGCAACCGGCUCCACCUGGCCUUUAAGAGGCAGGUGCCCACGGAGCAGGCCCGCGCCUACGCCGAGAAGAACGGCAUGACCUUCUUUGAGGUCAGCCCCCUGUGCAACUUCAACGUCAUCGAGUCGUUCACGGAGCUGUCGCGCAUCGUGCUGAUGAGGCACGGCAUGGAGAAGUUCUGGAGACCAAACCGAGGUUCAGCCUCCAGGACCUGUGUUUGCCGGCAUCGAUAA